This is a messenger RNA of Pterocles gutturalis (yellow-throated sandgrouse), 1143 nucleotides long. Its product is annotated as carbonic anhydrase 13-like. The record is from RefSeq and is a predicted model, not a curated record. Lineage: Eukaryota; Metazoa; Chordata; Aves; Pterocliformes; Pteroclidae. Gene Ontology annotation, cellular component: cytoplasm. The transcript is spliced from 7 exons. Bases 1 to 1143 code for a protein of 380 amino acids. Gene Ontology annotation, molecular function: carbonate dehydratase activity; zinc ion binding.
AUGCUGUCGAGGCUUUGCAACCUGAGAGCGAGCAGGUUUUUGUCUCGGCAUAAGGCAAGGCUGGCUGCUGAGAGAGGUGUAUCCGUGCGGGCAGCAUCGCCGCCGCAGUCGGGUCGGGGGUUGGCGCUGAGUUGGAAAAAUGGGUCUGACUCGUUCCCUGUAGGGGCUGUGUUUGUGCGUCUCGUUAAUCAGUUGCGUGCACGUAGGGAGUGUUUAUUAGACGGUCACACUGAUCAGAGCUACUGCAUCGGCAGUGCCCCUCUGGCUCCGGCUGUGUUCUCCUUCUGUUACACGGUGGGAAAUACUGGAUUCGAACAAGAACAAUUCAAGCAGAGUCUUCUUUCAUUUGAAGCAGGGCAAUGCCAUCAAUUUAGACUUCUCCUCCAAUGCAUUGCAGGCCCUGCCCACUGGAAGGAGGUUUUUCCUGUCGCUAAUGGAGACCGUCAGUCACCCAUCGACAUCAAAACUGAGGAAACCAAAUAUGAUCCCUCUCUCCGUCCUCUAAAUCCCAAUUACGAUCCGGCUUCUGCUAAAAUCAUCCUUAACAAUGGGCACUCCACCAGCGUUGAGUUUGAUGAUACCGUCAACAAAUCAGUGCUGACCGGGGGGCCGCUCAGCGGGACCUACAGGCUGCGCCAGAUCCACUUCCAUUGGGGGUCCAGCGAUGAAGCUGGCUCCGAGCACACGGUGGAUGGGAUGAAGUACGCAGCAGAGCUUCAUGUGGUCCACUGGAACGCAGAAAAGUAUUCCAGUUUUGUUGAGGCAGCUCGUCAGUCAGAUGGAUUAGCAGUCAUGGCUGUAUUUCUGAAGAUUGGUGAAUGCAACCCUCAGCUGAAGAAGAUUACUGACCGCUUGGACACCAUCAGAAUCAAGGGUAAAAGAGCACUAUUCACAAACUUCAAUCCUAGCUGUCUGCUUCCCAAGUCCCUGGACUACUGGACUUACUUUGGCUCUCUCACUGUUCCACCUCUUCUGGAGAGUGUCAUCUGGAUCGUUCUGAGAGAGCCCAUAAGUGUUUGUUCUGAACAGCUGGCCAAAUUCCGCAGCCUCCUGAGCACUGCUGAGGAUGAGGUCGCCUGCUGCUUGCUGAGAAACUACCGGCCUCCCCAGCCUUUAAAGGGACGAGAAGUCAGAAGAAAUUAA